Messenger RNA from Mus pahari (shrew mouse), 1619 nucleotides. It is a transcript of the gene Tst, whose product is annotated as thiosulfate sulfurtransferase. Gene Ontology annotation, biological process: transsulfuration. The transcript is spliced from 2 exons. Gene Ontology annotation, molecular function: thiosulfate-cyanide sulfurtransferase activity. Lineage: Eukaryota; Metazoa; Chordata; Mammalia; Rodentia; Muridae. The record is from RefSeq and is a predicted model, not a curated record. Bases 550 to 1443 code for a protein of 297 amino acids. Gene Ontology annotation, cellular component: mitochondrion.
UACUGGGGCGAUUGAGUGCAGCGAGCAGCCCAGGAUGGGGCCGCUAGCUGGGUCCUGGCGAAAGCAGGGCAGAGUGUCUGGAGCCCUUUCACCGGAACUGAGCAUUCUAGAAGCCAGAGAACUCAGGCUGCAGGAAACGAAAGCAAAAGGGCUGGCGAGUAGUCAGUGCGCCUCGGAGAGGCGACUGGAAGGCCAUCUCUGACUUGUUUUGUUUUUCCCAUUCUUGAAGACAGUGUCCUGGGCCAGCCCCUCCCACCAACUGCUGCUAUAGUAUUGCUCAGAAGCUCUUAGCCACGCCCACCUGCCCUCCUAGGCACCAGAAAGGGAGGGCGCCCGGGCAGUGGGAGGGGUGGAGCAGGCUUUCCCUAGGGAAUGUGCCAAACUUUCCCACUGUGAGUCUGGCUCUGAGUGUAGUUACGAUUGCACGCUGGGAAAAUGUAGUGGGAACAACGGCCCCGCCUCCUGGGCUCCGCCCACCGUACUCAGUCCUCUCUGGCCUGUCUCUUUCCUGGUUCCCAACCGCGCCAGGUGACACGCAGAACUGACACUAUGGUACAUCAGGUGCUCUACCGGGCGCUGGUCUCCACCAAGUGGCUGGCGGAAUCCAUUCGGUCCGGCCGCCUGGGGCCCGGCCUUCGGGUGCUGGACGCGUCAUGGUACUCACCCGGGACCCGCCAGGCACGCAAAGAGUACCAGGAGCGACACGUGCCUGGCGCGUCCUUCUUUGAUAUAGAGGAAUGCCGGGACACGACUUCGCCUUAUGAGAUGAUGCUGCCCAGUGAGGCCCACUUUGGGGACUAUGUGGGCAACCUGGGCAUAAGCAACGACACACACGUGGUGGUAUACGAUGGAGAUGACCUGGGCAGCUUCUAUGCACCCAGAGUCUGGUGGAUGUUUCGAGUGUUUGGCCACCGCACAGUGUCAGUGCUCAAUGGUGGCUUCCGGAACUGGCUGAAGGAGGGCCACCCGGUGACAUCUGAGCCCUCGCGGCCAGAGCCAGCCGUUUUCAAAGCCACACUGAACCCUUCCCUGUUCAAGACCUAUGAGCAGGUCCUGGAGAAUCUCCAGUCUAAAAGGUUCCAGCUGGUGGAUUCUCGAGCCCAAGGAAGGUACCUGGGCACAGAGCCGGAGCCGGAUAUAGUAGGACUGGACUCGGGCCACAUCCGUGGCUCAGUCAACAUGCCCUUCAUGGACUUCCUGACGAAAGACGGCUUCGAGAAGAGCCCAGAGGAGCUGCGUGCCAUAUUUCAGGACAAGAAGGUGGACCUCUCCCAGCCCCUCAUUGCCACGUGCCGCAAGGGGGUCACUGCCUGCCACAUUGCCCUGGCUGCCUACCUUUGCGGCAAACCCGAUGUGGCUGUUUACGAUGGCUCCUGGUCAGAGUGGUUCCGCAGGGCACCCCCGGAGACCCGCGUGUCCCAGGGGAAGAGUGGGAAGGCUUGAGUGUGUGCAGCCUCCUCCUCUGCCCACCCAAUCCAGUCGGUUCCCUUCAGGGAGGCUGGUGUGACCUGCUGUGGGUUCACCUCUUAGGCUAUGGAGAUUGACAGGGUUUUAGAAUUGCUCUUGGUGCCUCCCUCCCUCCCUCCCUCUACACUGGAAUAAAGUGCCUUUUCUCAGAA